Teleopsis dalmanni is the source of this 1873-nucleotide messenger RNA. RefSeq lists its product as uncharacterized. The record is from RefSeq and is a predicted model, not a curated record. Bases 374 to 1303 code for a protein of 309 amino acids. Lineage: Eukaryota; Metazoa; Arthropoda; Insecta; Diptera; Diopsidae. The transcript is spliced from 7 exons.
UGUUUAAAUUUGUGGUGGCAACGUUAAUAUUAGUGAUUUUGAGCUUUAGUCUUUUGUUGUGUGAUAAAACUACGUUAGUAAUCAAUUGUAAGCCCAACUGCUAAGACACGGAAUUAAACGCGUUGUCGUUGUCGUGAGUUUCUUAACUGAGGAUACUAAACUGUUUAAUAAAAAACUGUUUACUUUUUUUUUGUUAUCCAAGUAGCUGCGCUUAAACUAUAAUUAAACCGUUAAACGUUUAUACUUUUAGUCAUAAAACUUAAGUCGAAGCGUUAGCAUAUACGUAUCCGUCCAUUUUUCUAGAAAUUUUGGACUAUUUAAAUACUCACUUUAAGCCACAACUAACACAAACGCACACACUUUUACAAACACAAUGAAGCAACACAUAUUUGCAUUGGCAUGCUUAUGCAGCGCAGCCGUACUCAUAUCCGCCGUUCCUCUGCCUGCCAAUAACAAGGAAUUAGAUGUGCUACAGAUUCCACUUGCAAAUGGAAAGGAACUUGAUGUUUUAACACUUGGAGCCAAAGAUCAGGAACAGAUCAUCGCAGACAGAAACAAAAGAACAAUCGGACUCUUACGUGAACUGUUCCCUGACAUUACAAAGAACAUUGCAACAGACACACAAAUUGAUAUAUCAGCAAUAAAUAAACAAUUAGAAGAGACAAUACGCGUCGCACGUCAAGUCAAGGAAGCUGAAGCAGCCGCGAAUGCUAUUGCCGCACUACAGAAAUCCAAUGAACCCAUUCAAUUAAGUUUUAACAACGAGGUCGCGCCUGUGUCCGGUGAAACUAAAAACAAUAAUGAUCAACGCUUCUCGGAAUCAAAGUCACCAGCAAUCGAUGAACUAACUUUGGACUCAGCGGAAGAUACGGCCGAUUUGGAUGAUCGUAACAAAAGUAAUAUUUUUAAAAGGUUUUUGAGUUUCGGCGGUGCCGGUUUAGCUGGUGGCUCAAGCGGCGGUUCAGGUGCCAAUGGUGCUGGUAAUGGCAAUGCUGCUCCUGGCGGUUCCGGAAAUUUCCUCUUCGAUAUCGUUCGUCUCUUCUCUGGCAGUGUACAGACUCAAGCCGGAGAUGAAUCAGCCAAUAGUGCCAAUACAGUAAGCGGUAGCACCGAUUCCACCGACGCUGAUUCAAAUCGUGCUGCCGAUGGUUACACAGAAGGAAUUCCCGGUCCCGUUACCAGAUUAGUAGUUUUGGCCAAUAGAGGUUUAGCUAAUUUAGUGCAAGAUUUGAUAUUGCGCGUUGCUGCCACCAGCGAGAAAUUCGUUAACUUCAAAGCAAAACUGAUAACAGCGCUUAUUUAAGCCUGCCGUGCUAUGUGCUAUUUUCACAUUUUUCAACACUUUAGUUUUCAUCUACACUGUAAAAAAUUUAUGUACCGCAAAAUUUCAUCGCCAACAAAACAAAAGCUCAGUCAAAAAAUCAACCAGAAUUACUAUAAACUAUCAUUUUAGAAACUUAUUUGAAAGCAUUUUUAUUUAGUUUAAUUAUUGUAUUGUAUUGUAUAUUUGACUACUAAAAAAUACUGCCGCUAUUUCAUAUCAAAAGUAGUUUGAAAAAUCAAAAGUAGUUACUCAAAAAAUUAUUUAAAAUAUAUUAGAAAAUUUAAAUUUUAUUUAUUGUAAACCUCUUAUAACAACUAUUUUCCAAUACUCUUUUACUAUAUUAAAAUUCUACUCUAUCAGAAUUAUUUCUCACAUCAAUCCCUAACAACAAUCGUAUCGUAGUAGCUAUCUAACAUCUAUUGAAAAAUCCUAUUAACCCUAGAGUGCUUGUAAAUAUUGUUAUAUCUACUCUCUAUGCUUUUCACUAUUCUGAAGUUUAAAAUUUUCCCACUUUUCAAAACUUUCAGCUAUUUUAUUUGUAAAAACGAC